AUGCAACCGUCGCGAUCAGCGCGAAGCGGCAGCGGCAGAUUUAAAGUUCCAUUUGCGAGAGGUCCGUUGUUAUCAGGAGAAGGAGAGCGAUGCUGUUUCGGGCUUGCAAGCAGGUCAUCGAGUGUGCGUUGCCGGGCGUCCACGUCACGUGGCCCUGACGACCAAUCAGAGGCAGAAGCUGUGCCAUCACGCGAGCAUGCCAAGGCGGGUGACGCGGUGCUCGCCUCGGACAGCGUGGAUAACGCAGAUCGGCCUUCCCAAGGGCCAGGCGGCGGCAGCAGCAACGGGGGUGCGGCGAGCAACAGCGCCUUCCUUGCCGCAGGCCCCACGCGUCCCGCGUCUCUCGCCACGGAGCCCUCUCCCGCCACUGCCUCCGCGCCUGCUGUGGGGGCUGCAGGAACAGCGCGCGGGGACGAUGGUGCAGGAGGGGGGACAGAGAAGGCAGAGGAGGCGGGGGAGGAGGGGGAAGAGGGUGAGGAGGAGGAAGAUGGGGAGGAAGGGCGGGAAGGGGAGGUUCGUCGCACGUUGUG
Molecule: messenger RNA, 530 nt
Organism: Closterium sp. NIES-65
Lineage: Eukaryota; Viridiplantae; Streptophyta; Zygnematophyceae; Desmidiales; Closteriaceae
Source: the annotation of a GenBank genome assembly